UGUGUAUGUGUUAACAUGUUGCAGUGUAAGUGUUAUAUAACAUGUUGUGUGUUAACAUGUGUAGAGUACAUAGAGCAGAUGCAGUCAGGAGAGGAGGAGUUUGAGGCUCUGGCCUCUCAGUUCAGCGACUGCAGCUCCGCACGCAACGGAGGAGACCUGGGACUGUUCGGCAGAGGUCAGAUGCAGAAGCCGUUUGAGGAUGCGUCCUUUGCUCUGAAGGUGGGAGACAUGAGUGGUCCGGUGUUCACCGAUUCUGGAGUUCACGUCAUCCUCCGCACGGGAUAGAGACAAGCUCUGACCCC
Messenger RNA from Salvelinus sp. IW2-2015, 302 nucleotides. Lineage: Eukaryota; Metazoa; Chordata; Actinopteri; Salmoniformes; Salmonidae. The record is from RefSeq and is a predicted model, not a curated record.